Molecule: messenger RNA, 2939 nt
Organism: Danio aesculapii
Lineage: Eukaryota; Metazoa; Chordata; Actinopteri; Cypriniformes; Danionidae
Gene: umodl1
Product: uromodulin-like 1
Exons: 17
Coding region: 1-2919 (972 amino acids)
Cellular component (GO): extracellular region; cell surface
Molecular function (GO): protein binding; peptidase inhibitor activity; calcium ion binding
Source: RefSeq, a predicted model, not a curated record
AUGCAUCGGGUUGUUGGUGCCUGGGUAAUUACAUUCCUCUUUGGCUUUGGAAGAGGACAUGACAUUUUAUUUGAAGGAUAUGAGCAGACACUGUCAGGUUAUCAUCUGUGUAACAUGACUGAGUUAGUGUCGAUGACUCGGGUGGUCUCUUACCCAUCCCCAUACACCCAGAGGAGAGCGUGUGGCGGGUGGCUGCCAUGGACAAUGUGUGACAUCACAGUUUAUAAGACAGCAUACCAAACAGAGGUGUAUUACAUCUCCCGUCAGGUUAAGACAUGUUGCCAUGGCUAUGAACAAGUUGGUAGUUACUGUGCCUUGUCCUUGAACAGAAGUGCAGAAUUCACAUCUAAACCAGGACUGUGUCCCCCAGCAAGAGCAACAGGGAAUCAUUCAGACUAUGGAACUGUGUGCAACUGGGACAUAGAUUGUCCACAGUGGCAAAAAUGCUGUCAGACCGAAAACAGCUCCAGCAUCUCUCGGUGUUUAGAGCCAGUGCCAUCAGCCAACAGAACCUGGUGCUUCAACGUGACAAUAACCAUAAGGACAACCUAUGAGCUAUUGGCAAUGGACAAAGGUCUCUUCAACCACACCAGACUGCUGCACUCUGUGGUAACUGGUGCUCUGGGAAAUGCUGGGUUUUCUGUGCAUCAUGUCUGGUCGUGGUCAGCAGGGCUCCUCGCAACAUCUUCCUCUCUGCUGGUUUGUGCUUCUAAAGCUUUCUCUAUAGAAGACAUCUCUGCAAUUCUGUAUCAGCUGGGAAACGUUGAGGAAGUGGCUAAUGUGGUGGUGCAAGCUCCCAGUGUCAUUGCAAAGCCUUUCAUAAACGCCACUACUCUAUCAUUGUUUACACGCUCAGCGUCAGGUACUAAUAUGCUCAUUGGAGAACCGUCGAGUAGUGUCACCUCAGCACCAUUCUGGACAUCUUCACAUUCAUAUAAUCGAACCAGCAGCCAACCAUCUUCUAUAUGUGAUGGCGUACCUGAAAUCACCAGCAUCUUGUCUUAUGAUGUCACUGCAUCCGCUUUUCAUGUGGAAUGGACCACCAAAACCCAGACCGGGGGCACGUUCCUUCUGCUUCUGCAAAAUAACGGGACUGCGGUGCACGCCUGGAAUGAUGUCACGAGCUUCAACUGGACAUUCACAGACCUGAAUCCUGCAGCUCUUUACACUGUACGCGUGACUCCGUCUGCCUGCGGUAUCCAAGGAAACCCUGUGGAGAUCAAAGUGAGGACAGAUGGACAGUUACUUGGAGCUACAGUGCGUUUGACAAACACUGCUUACACCGAGGCCUUGAGCGACCCAAAUUCUGCUGCAUAUAAGGAGUUCUGUGACAGCUUCAUAAAUGAGACUCAUUUGUCCUUGCCGCCAGAGAUCCUUGAACUACUCCUGUCUCGAAAGCUCAUCCUUCAGAUAACAUCCAUCUCACCUGGCAGCGUCAUCGUCAACUUCACCAUCAUAUUUCAACCCGGCAGCAACCUGGACAUCAGGAACAUCUCCAACGCCCUGAUGCUUUCUCUAAAGAACAGCACUAAAUAUGUUAUCGACAUGAGUAGUAUACUUAUAUCAGAUUUAAAUGAGUGUUUGCUGGCUGAGGCGGACUGCUCUCUAUGGGCUCGCUGUAUAAACACUGAGGGCUCGUACAGCUGUGACUGUUGGUCUGGAUACAUAGACUUGAACCCCAGAAGACCGGGACGCAGCUGUGCAGCUUCAUCUAAUGCUACAACAUCAACCGUUCAUCCAACCACAAACUAUACUGAACUAUCAAGCCCUGCAAUAACUGGCAACCCAUCUGUGAGCAGGACUAAUGUUCAGAGCAACCUCACAACAACAACAGUGUCUUCAGCUUCCUCCACGUAUGCUAACAGACUGAUCCAGGCCAUCAUUCCUGCAACUACACUCAACAUUAAUUGCCACUCUGUCUCCUGUAUAACUGUUGAAUGCAGCCCCUGGAUUAUAAAAGUCGACAUAAGGCGAGAUUACCUCAAGGCCAAUAACAUCUCUGAGACCUCCUUGUAUCUUGGAAAUCCUGAAUGUGGGCCCGCUGGGUUUGAUGAUUCUUAUUUGUGGCUCAUCACAGCUUGGGAUAAGUGCGGCACUACAUUAGAUCAUAACAACACCCACAAUUCAGUCAGUGUGACUCUGUUCAACAAUGUGAGCGGCUCACAGCCUACGACGCAUCUAAAAGUGCCUGUCACCUGCACGUACCCCCGCAGUGUCAUCAUCUCCAUGGGAUACGCUCCUGCAGGGUAUUUUGACAUGAUCAAUGACCCGGUGAAUGGAUGGGGCAGUUUUGAGGUUCUCAUGCGGCUGCUGAACGGGACGCAUCCUUUACCAGAGAAUUACACUAUAUCACAAAAUGAGAAUAUCUAUGUGGAGGUCGGGGUCAACACUACCAUCUCCCAAAUCAAAACUGUCAUCAACAAAUGUUGGGCAACAUCCAGCAGCGAUUCAUCACAGCCCUCCAAUGAUGUGUUUCUGGACAACGGAUGUCCUGUGCCAGAAAAACACACAAAUGUUCUUCAGAAUGGAAAUGGCACCGUGUCUUUGGUGGCGGUGCAGAUCUUCUCAGUUGUGAAUCUGGACUUUGUGUUCCUGCACUGUGAAAUUCAGAUCUGUAUCGCAUUUCAGGACAGUUCAUGCAUACCUGCUUGUGACCGUCUUCUAAGUGUCAGGUCUUCUAAAUUAUUUGGACUGACACGAUCCGUUGGACCCUUAAACAGAUUACAUACAACAACUUUCCAAAGCGACACAUCAAAUACUGUGCAGACUGUCGGAUUUGUUCUGCUCGGUGUCGGUGUAUUUCUGCUUUCGCUCACUGUCAUUGCAGGAUUGCUGUAUCAGAAAAGAAAAAUCGGGAACUACAACUUCCAUGUCAGACCACAGCCGGAAAACUUCACCUAUAAUGUUUUCAACACGUAACCUUCUCACUUUAGCCACUA